Lates calcarifer (barramundi perch) is the source of this 1391-nucleotide messenger RNA. Its product is annotated as stathmin. Gene Ontology annotation, cellular component: cytoplasm; neuron projection. Lineage: Eukaryota; Metazoa; Chordata; Actinopteri; Centropomidae. The transcript has 5 exons. Gene Ontology annotation, biological process: regulation of microtubule polymerization or depolymerization; microtubule depolymerization; neuron projection development. The record is from RefSeq and is a predicted model, not a curated record. Gene Ontology annotation, molecular function: tubulin binding. The coding region runs from base 182 to 640 and encodes 152 amino acids.
GGUCCAUUUAUGUGCGCGCUUGCUACGCUCGCGCAGAGGGCUCGCGGUUAAUUCUGUGAGAGAGGAGCACAGCAUCCACAGCUUGUAGAAGGUGGGUGUGACAGACAGCAUCUUCAGAACAGAAAAAAGUCCAUAGGAAUUAUUUUUUCGUCCGUAAAUUGACCGGCAGCACACUCUAAAGAUGGCAGCCUCUGAAGAUAUCCAGGUCAAGGAGCUUGACAAGCGGGCCUCUGGCCAGGCCUUUGAGGUCAUUCUGGGUGCUCCUGCCCCAGAUUCCAAGGGUGAGUUCCCCCUUUCUCCUCCCAAGAAGAAGGAUGUCUCACUGGAGGAGAUUCAGAGGAAGCUGGAUGCUGCAGAGGAGAGACGCAAGAACCAUGAAGCCGAGGUUCUGAAGCACUUAGCUGAGAAGCGUGAGCAUGAAAAGGAAGUGCUACAGAAAGCUAUGGAGGAGAACAACAACUUCAGCAAGAUGGCAGAGGAGAAGCUCAAUCAGAAGAUGGAGGCCAACAAAGAAAACCGCACAGCAAUUAUGGCAGCGAUGAACGAGAAAUUCAAGGAGAAGGACAAGAAGUUGGAGGAGGUGCGGAAGAACAAAGAGACCAAAGAUCCCACCUCAGAAGAAGGCACUUCGGAAGACUGAAAGUUACAAACGGGGGAUUGUAUAGGGUUUUUUACGUAUCCAAAGAUUGAUUUAUUUUUUGUUUGGCCAGUAUUUUUGUUGUGUUCACUACCCACCUUUUUGAAAUAAGAAAUACAAGUUCCACUUUGAAUUUUUCAAUUCUCCUGCUAUAAGUGUACUUGCGCUGGUUUUACAUGUGGAUCAUUUCCUCCCUUUUGUUGAGUCUAAUCCAUUUGCUAUGUAGCUUGUCAGUGCAGCUUCUGCCCUUUUUGAAAAUUAGCAGUGUGUACUUACCCUUUUUGAGGAAGCAUGUUUCUAUGUAUAGGUCUUUUACCCUGCCUAUUUCAUAGUGCGUUUUGAAAAUGUUCCUGUGAACCACACCUGUUCUCGGCACUUACUGUAUAUUAAAAAAAUAAAAAUAAAUAAAAAAAUAGCACAAGGUUUGAUUAAGGCGUCGGCUGUUAUACAUGCAGGUGUUUAGUGCAGCUUUGCUACUGAGAUUCCGCUAGUUUGCUCCUGCAGAUCAUGUUUUGUGCCGCUGCUGAUUUGCUUUUGUAAAAAUAUGGGGUUGUCUUCAAAGCACAUGACUUCUUGCUGUAUAGCUGUGAACUAACAUGCCAGACAUGGAAGUGGAUGCCGUCUUGAACAUCACUGAACAGGGGGUCUACACGUGGAAUGCAAAAGAGCAAUACACUUUGGCAUCUCAAUAGAUACAGUGGCUAGUUGACUUGAACUGUUGUACUAAAAUAAAUAAAAAAAAUGUAAACACUCA